Molecule: messenger RNA, 869 nt
Organism: Spodoptera litura
Lineage: Eukaryota; Metazoa; Arthropoda; Insecta; Lepidoptera; Noctuidae
Source: RefSeq, a predicted model, not a curated record
AAUUACUUUGGAAUAGUUUUGUGAACUUCCCAAGAUGGGGGGUCAACAAAUCUUUUGGUCCUCCAUAGGACUUGUUUUAAUUUCGUCCUGCUACAUCAUGGCCUGCGACGAGAAAGGACUUUGCUUGCUGGAAGUACUGAAAGAAAUGAAAGAAUCAAAGAAAGCAGAGUUGGCUUCGUUACUGAAGCCACUUCUUGCUACAAAAUUGCUCGAAAAAGAAAAGAAGGCUUGUUGUAAGGAGCUGCCGCCGCCACCUCCUCCUACAAUAAUGCUGAUGCCUGCACCUCCGCCGCCAUGCGCUGCACCUGCCCCACCGUGUGCACCAGCCCUACCACCGAUACUACUAGCGCCUCCUCCUCUUGCGCCGGCCUGUCUACCACCACCACCUCCACCUGCUCCUGCUCCACUCUGCUUACCUGCUCCUCCUCCAGCUCCGAUAUAUAUAACUGCGCCUCCGCCAGCUCCAGCUUGCUUACCAGCACCUCCUGCACCAUUGAUGCUGCCAGCGCCACCACCGUCACUGAUGUUGCCGCCACCACCACCAGCGCCCAUGUAUCUUCCAGCUCCUCCGCCAGCCCCUCUUUGUCUGCCUCCAGCACCGGCAGCUGCUCCUGCUCCUCUAGUUAUAUCGCUGGUUCCACCGCCCCCACCGCCUCCCCCACCGUCCUGUCUUCCUCCCCCUCCUCCUUCUCCUCCAGGGUACCCUAUGACGGCCUACAUGGUCGCCCCACCGGUACCCAUUACCUUGGAGCCAAAACCUCUGGAACUGCCGCCUCCGUGCCCGUGUUCCUACAAGAAAUAUUAUUAAUCUAUUCACAAUAAUGUUCUAGUUUAGUUUUAUUUAUUUCCCGUUUACAUAAAUAAACCCA